AAUUUUGGGUUUUUUUUUUAAAAAAAAAAACAUUUUCCUUCAGCUAUAACUAUUGUGGGGGUGAUUGGUAAAGGGGGUUAUGACACCUGAAUCCGCUGUCAUCAAUCAACCCUCCUUCAUUUCUGGAUCCAAGUGUUCCUCUUUCGUGCAACACAAUCAAAUUUUGAAAUGCUCAAUAAAAUUUUCAUCCAAAAGUAAUCACUUCCCAUGUCGUGUAGUCUCCAGUUGUUUCAAUCCGUCCAUUUUUGGUGGAAUUUACAGUUUGAGAUUGCGGAGACAUGGCAUUGUUGGCGGUAGAGCUCAUCUGAGAUCGUUAAGUGAAGAAAACAAUGAUCUGGGGGGUGACCAAGGUGAGGUUUUAGGUCUGAAUUUGAAGUCUCUGAAGAUUUUGCUGAAGCAAGGAGCCUUUAUUUGGGCAAUGCUUUGUUGUCUUUUGGUUUUCACGUGCAAGAGACUGCUUGCGGCGGAGGGAGUGGUGAAUGCAGGGUACGGAGUGAUUGAGCAGUGGGCAUUGUUGUUGAGGAAUGCGUGGCCUAAGGUUUCUAUGGUUCUUAAGAUUUUCAAAAAGCAAGGUGUGAUUCUGAUUGCACUUUUAGGUCUAUCUGAAUUCUUCUCAAUGGCAGAGACUUCUAUAACUACGCUGUGGCCAUGGAAGGUUCGUAAGGUGGCUGAAAAAGAGUCUGAAGAUGGUGUAUUUCAAAUGCUUCACAAUUCUGUUUUUGUCACUAGGGUGGUCAAUAUUAGAGCAACUGCUUUACUUAUAGACACAGCAACAGCAAUAUCUGUAGAAGCUGGUGUUAGUGCAGCAACUGGAGUCAUGACUGAUAUGAUUGAAACUAUAUUAGAGAUAAAGGAUACUCAUGUUAGAGAGGUCAUGAAACCCCUUGUUGAUGUGAUAGUAACCUUAGAAGAUGUGGUUGAGGAGAUUGUUGGAGAAAUCUUUGAUGAAAAUGAUUCAAAGGAACGUCAGUAUGAGACUGUAUCUGGUUUUGUAUGUGAAGUAUUUGGAUACAUCCCUAGGGUUGGUGAGAGCAUCAAAGUUGUCCUCAAAAGGGAUAAUCAAGAUGAUGAUGAUAAGCAUGAUGAAGAUGGAUCCGGUCAUCAAGAUUUGAAGGAAAGGCAUCAAAUAUAUAGACUUGAGGUAGGGUAAAAGAACCGAAUGGAUUUCAAUAGAAAAAACUAAGAAAAUGAAUGUAGCUAGCAAUCAUGCAAUCUCUUGACUCUCUUCCACAUAUAACUUUCUGAAAUCAAUGCUAUUAUGGGGGCAUGCCCUUGUUCUUGUUCAUAUAGGAAUCUGCUUUUAUAUUGUUCAUCCUAUGAGAUGCUUCAUUUGGUGGCUCAGUUUGCUAAAUGAAACUUAGCAACUGAU
This is a messenger RNA of Rubroshorea leprosula, 1369 nucleotides long. The record is from the annotation of a GenBank genome assembly. NCBI's taxonomy places the organism in Eukaryota, Viridiplantae, Streptophyta, Magnoliopsida, Malvales, Dipterocarpaceae.